GGGUAGUUCAACCCCUCCCCUCCCUGACCUGUUGGGGCAGGGACAGCAGCUGUGAAAGUUUGCAGAAGAUGCCUUUCAGGUUCUUACACAUUAAUAAGGAAGUUCCGACCCUGCAGCCGAAGGAGCCCCCUCCCUCUGUUCUCGAGGCUGACCUGACUGAGUUCGAUGUUGCCAGCUCUCACUUGCCUUUGGAAGUCCUGUACAUGCUGAAGAACGUCAGAGUUCUCGGCCAUUUUGAGAAGCCUCUGUUUCUGGAGCUGUGUAAACACAUGGUCUUCCAGCAGUUCCAACAGGGGGAGUACGUCUUCCGACUGGGUCAGGCAGACAACAGCAUCUACGUGGUACAAGAUGGCAAGCUGGAGCUCAGCCUGAUGGGAACUGAUGGAAAGGAGUGUGUUGUGAAGGAGAUUUUCCCUGGUGAUAGUGUGCAUAGUUUGCUGAGCAUUCUUGAUGUUAUAACGGGUCACCAACGACCGUACAAGACGGUAUCGGCUCGAGCAGCUGAAGAAUCAACUGUGCUUUGUUUACCAGUGGAGGCAUUUCAGACAAUAUUUGAGAAGUAUCCUGAAAGCCUGGUCAGAGUAGUACAGAUUAUCAUGGUGCGGCUACAGAGAGUGACAUUCGUGGCUCUGCAUAACUACCUCGGCCUGACCAAUGAACUCUUCAUUCAGGAGAGCCAGCCAUCGCGCCUGAUUCCCCAACUAAUCUGUACCACCCGGACCAGCCCUGUGCGACACCGCCGCUUCAUCAGUGUGUCAGUAGCUGAAGAUCAGAAGGAUACAGCUGGGAAGAUGGUUCUGGACCCAGGAAAUGAAGUAUUAAAAGGACCAAUUUUGGAGAAUAAUCGGGGAGCAUUGCUGAGCCGCUGUAUAUCCAUGCCAUUGGAUAUUUCUGGGAUACAAAAAGGAGUUUGCUCAGACUUCGACAUGGCCUAUGAAAGAGGGAGGAUUUCAUCAUCUUUACAAGAGGAAAGUCCAGUGAACUCCAUGCCCCUAAGCAGAUCUGCACCACAGGAGACCAGGGAGCGUAAAUCUGUGACAGUCGAGGAACAUCCGUCAUGCGUGUACCUUUAUACUGAGGAUGAUACAGAUGAAGUCUAUGGGACCCCUCGGAUCAAGCAUGUUGGAACUAUUUUCGAGGAGGCGAAACAGGAGCUCCUGAAGCUAUUACGUAUUGAGGAUCCAUCUCUUCUCAACAACCGUGUCACCUUACACUAUGCCAAACCUGGGAGUGUACUGGCCCGUCAGGGAGACCAGGAUGUCAGUUUGCAUUUUGUGCUGUCGGGCUGCCUGCAUGUUUACCAGCGAAUGAUUGACAAGGAGGACGAUGUGUGCCUGUUUGUGACUCACCCUGGAGAAAUGGUGGGCCAGCUUGCUGUCCUGACCGGUGAGCCACUGAUCUUCACCGUCAAAGCAAACCGUGACUGCAUCUUCCUUAAGAUCUCCAAAUCGGAUUUCUAUGAGAUAAUGCGAGAGCAGCCUAACGUGGUGCUCAGUGCUGCACAUAAUGUGGCUGUCAGAAUGUCUCCUUUUGUACGGCAAAUGGACUUUGCGAUUGACUGGAUGGCAGUGGAAGCAGGCCGUGCCCUCUAUAGGCAGGCUGACCGAUCAGACUGCACCUACAUCGUCCUGAAUGGGCGACUGAGGUCUGUCAUCCGUAAGGCUAAUGGCAAGAAAGAACUUGUAGGAGAAUAUGGACGUGGAGAUCUGAUUGGAGUGGUCGAAGCCCUAACUCACCAGCCCCGAGCCACUACGAUGCAUGCAGUUCGUGACUCUGAACUGGCCAAGUUACCCGAGGGAACACUGAAUAAUAUCAAGAGAAGGUAUCCCCAGGUAGUCACUCGGUUGAUUCAUCUACUGGGUCAGAAGAUCUUGGGUAACCUGCAGCAGGUGCAUGGGACAUUUCCAGGCUCUGGUAUCGGACUGUCAACAGCUAGCAGUGCCGAUGUAACAAACCCAACCAGUAACCUGUCCACUGUGGCUGUGCUUCCUGUCUGUGACGAUGUACCAAUUGCUGCCUUCACCAUGGAGCUGACUCAUGCACUUAAUGCUAUUGGGCCCACAUUGCUGAUGACCAGUGAUAUUAUUCGGCAGCGUCUGGGUGCGUCAGCACUGGACAGCAUCCAUGAAUACCGUCUGUCAGGCUGGCUGGCCCAGCAAGAGGAUAUCCACCGCAUUGUGUUGUACCAGACUGACUACGGCAUGACACCUUGGACCCAACGCUGCAUUCGGCAGGCUGACUGCAUCCUCAUCAUCGGACUCGGAGACCAAGAGCCCACCUUGGGAGAGCUGGAACAGAUGUUAGAGAACACAGCUGUCCGGGCACUGAAGCAACUCAUCCUUCUACAUAAGGAAGAUGGUCCCAGUCCUUCCCGGACCGUGGAGUGGCUGAACAUGAGGAGCUGGUGUUCAGGACAUUUUCACAUCAAGUGUCCUCGCAGGAUCUUCUCUCGUCGGAGCCUCCAAAAAUUGAGGGAGAUGUAUGAAAAACUAUUUGAGAAAACAGCAGAUCGACACAGUGACUUUUCUCGACUGGCUCGAAUCCUCACAGGAAACACGAUCGCACUGGUCUUAGGAGGGGGUGGAGCCAGGGGAUGUUCACAUGUCGGUGUAAUGAAGGCCAUGGAGGAGAUUGGAAUCCCGGUCGAUAUUGUCGGAGGAACCUCUAUUGGGUCAUUUAUUGGGGCAUUAUAUGCUGAGGAGCGGAGUGCAGUGAGGACGAAGCAGAGAGCAAGAGAGUGGGCAAACGCAAUGAACUCUGUCUUCAAAACCGUCUUAGACCUGACCUACCCCAUCACCUCUAUGCUGUCGGGUUCUGCCUUUAACACAAGCAUUGCUGAUGUAUUUGAGGACAAACAAAUUGAGGACCUCUGGAUUCCAUAUUUCAAUGUAACAACUGAUAUCACUGCAUCUGCAAUGCGAGUGCACAAAGAUGCAGGCAGUAUCUGGCGUUACGUCAGAGCGAGUGCAUCUUACGUCCCUUAUUUGCCUCCUCUCUGUGACCCCAAGGACGGGCAUUUGCUUGUGGAUGGCUGCUAUGUUAACAAUGUCCCAGCUGACAUCGCAAGAAAUAUGGGCGCCAAAACAGUGAUUGCCAUUGAUGUGGGCAGCAGGGAUGAAGCUGAGCUGAGUAACUAUGGAGACAGCCUUUCGGGAUGGUGGCUGCUUUGGAAACGCCUCAAUCCGUGGGCAGAGAAAGUUAAAGUGCCAGAUAUGGCAGAAAUUCAGUCUCGACUGGCUUACGUCUCCUGUGUUCGGCAGCUGGAGCUGGUAAAGAGCAGUACGUACUGUGAAUACAUCCGGCCACCUAUUGACAGGUUCAAAACCAUGGACUUUGGCAAGUUUGAUGAAAUUUAUAAUGUCGGAUACCAGUACGGGAAGGUGGUGUUCGGUAGCUGGAGCAGGGGUGACAUUAUUGACAAGAUGCUGAAGGAUAGAAAAUCAGUGGACUAUUAUGAAAUCAAGAAGAAGAAUGCCUUUAUGUCCUCGAAUGCUGUAUUCACUGACCUCGCUGAGAUUGUGUCUCGGAUUGAGCCCCCAAAGAGCUACAAUUUAGCAGACGCAGAAGAAUCUGACUAUCUUACUGAAUACGAGGAUGAAGUGAUGGAUGCAGUGAGAGAUGAGGAGCAAGAUGAGAUUGAGGAGCUUGAAGACCAGGAAGAUCCAGGAACCAACCACUCAGCUGCUGAGUGGACUCAGGAAUCUGCUUUUGAAAUGAAUGAGCAGAACAAUGUGAGGAAUCGUAAACCUGGCAGCAGCCCCCAGCAAAUCCCCAACUCCCAAUCAGACUGAUGCUUAAACUCUGUGUACUCAGCCUGGCCAGCAACUCCCACUUCAGUCAUGGAACCCAGUGAAAGAAAGGGAUUUACAACGUUAUCCUGCUGAAUAACAAACAUCUGUUGCACUGGUCUCUGCGAGUGUGUUUUGGAGCAUCACAGGGGCUGCUGAUGUUCGGGUUUGCUGUGGAUGCAGCGUGUCCUUCCAGCUUGAAGUAAAGUGAAGCUGCUGAAUCCCUGUCCUCCUUUUCAAUCAAUUUUCCCCUCAGCAGAAAAUCUUGCUGCUUGCUCCCAGUGCUUUAAUUUUGUUUAAAUUCCACGUGAUUGGGACACUCGAGUGAGUAGAUGGGUUUGCCAGCAGUUCUGACCCCAUGGGUUUGGGUUUCUGAUGCUGUGCUAGCUUUAACCACAUCCUGUCACUUGUUCCACUAACCUGGCUCUGUCCAUUCUUUUAAUGCAGAUUUGUAGCAAACCAAAAAAAGAGCUUUUUUUUUUAAACCAGCACUCCCAAUCACUUUUGGCACAGGCCAGUUUUGUUUAAACUCUCUGUUUAAACUGAGUGGGUGUUGUACAGAAACAGCACUACCGUAGCCAGUAUCUUCUAAUAGAGCUCAGUCUCCAGCUCUGUGUUCACAAUCCAUUAGCUAUUCACUGAAUUUACUGUCCUCAACUCCAGUUAGUACUGUCACAAGUGAGAGAUUUAAUGCUACACUGCUGUUAUUGAACCACAUCAUGUGGAUGAACUCCUGAGGAGAUGAUGGUUAAAUUGCACUCAGAUAUUCCCCACUCAGUGUGAAUAACCAAGUUCACUCCAUGAUAGAUGCAUUACAGAUAGAUAGAUCUUAUACAUACAUCUUACUCCAUUCCAUCCCUCUCCGUUCCCCAUAUUCAACCUUCCUUUUUUUUCCCAACCUGUGCCCUUCACCCUCUCUGCCUCUCCCCUACUAACCUCUUCCACUUUCACACUUGCUCACCAAACCCCUCUGCAGUCACCCAAGUUUGAAAGGGUCCAGAUCCCUCUCCAGGUCAGUCUACUAAAACAAUCAGUAAUUGCUGACUGAGAAUGAAAAGUGAAAAUGUCGCACUCAAUGGAAAUCUCUCGACCUGUUUUGCUCAGCCUUCUUCCUAUUCCUCAAACCCAUGAUUUAAAUCAACACUAGCCCAUCAUUCCUGUCAAUCUGUGGACAAGGAACAGUAUCCAGCACGGAAAUCUGUGUACAGCACAAAACUUAAAGGGGCCAACGGAAAUCUGUGGAACAAGGAACAACAAACAGUGGAAGAAAAGCCAAACGCUGUGGAUGCUGGGAACCUUGGAAGAGAGGACGAGUGCUGGAGAAAUUCAGCAGGUUGUGCAGCAUUAGUGCAGAGAA
This is a messenger RNA of Chiloscyllium plagiosum (whitespotted bambooshark), 5145 nucleotides long. Lineage: Eukaryota; Metazoa; Chordata; Chondrichthyes; Orectolobiformes; Hemiscylliidae. The record is from RefSeq and is a predicted model, not a curated record.